Molecule: messenger RNA, 1341 nt
Organism: Cryptosporidium muris RN66
Lineage: Eukaryota; Apicomplexa; Conoidasida; Eucoccidiorida; Cryptosporidiidae
Exons: 1
Coding region: 1-1341 (446 amino acids)
Biological process (GO): protein secretion
Cellular component (GO): endoplasmic reticulum membrane
Molecular function (GO): protein binding; GTPase activator activity; guanyl-nucleotide exchange factor activity
Source: RefSeq, a predicted model, not a curated record
AUGGCAAUCUAUUAUGCAGACUAUCCAGUUUUUGGAUUAUGCUGUACAGACAAAGAAAUUAUUGUGAGUGGAGGUGGAGGUGGUAAAGAAUAUGGAAUUGAAGAUCAAUUGGAAGUUUUUGAUAUUGUAGAUAAAAAUGACAAAAAAGUUAAACUAACAUUAAGCUCAAAUAAUAAAUCUUCUGUAUGUAGUUCCCUCUCACUACGUUAUUUGUAUGGUACAACAAAACAAAAUGGUGUGGUAGACGGAAUGAGUUAUAAUAGCACUUUUCAAAUCGUUGCUGGUGGGAUCAAAAAUACAUGUAUAAUAUUUUCACUAUCUAAAGAAAAAGAUGAUACUCGAAUAGAAAUUCAUUUGCAAUUUCAAAGUGUGUGGGACUCUAAAACAAAAGGAAAACAAAAUAUUUCCAGAUUCUCAACAGAUGGCAAGUUGUUACUGACAGCAGGAACGGAUGGUAUUGUAAGAGUUUGGACACUGAAAUUAACUGGUGAUAAAUCUAAAAUUAAACCAGAGUCUGUUGAGGAGUAUUUUGGUCAUGAUCAAGAAAUUUUAGAUGUUGAUAUAACACUUGAUAACAAUUAUAUAAUAUCUGCUAGUAGAAGUGGAAAUGUUCUUGUACAUGACUGUAGCACCAGGCAAAUAAUUAAACAAUUCACUGUUCCUAUGAAAAAUAGUACCUAUAUAGUUAGACAAUGCAGAUUUAUUAAAGAUAUUGGUAAAUCUACCCAACUUGAUGAAUUCAAACAAUAUAAAGUUUCAUUAUUAGUACACGAGUUAAGAGGAUCAUCAUUUUUAACUUUAUGGAAUAUGAAAAUACCUUUUAUAGACAAAAAUAACUCUAAUAAAUUGGAUGUUUUUUUGAUGCAAUUGAGCUCUAUUUUUGUUAAUGAUAAACCAUCUUCAAUUAUGACAAUUAGUACCGAUCAUCAAUACUUUGCUAUUGGCACAAAUAGUGGGGGUAUAUAUUUGAUUCGGAAUUAUAAUAAUGAUUUUAAAUGGGUCCAGUCAUUUCACCUACAUGAUUUACCAGUUACUGGACUUCAGUUUUUUAAUUCUACUGACUAUAUUAUAUCUUCAGGUGCCGAUUACACUAUAGGUAUACUGGCUACAAAUACAGGAAGUAAUAAUAGUUCUCAUAGAAAACUUUUCAAGUUCAUCAAAUAUAUAUUACUAACUACAGUGUUUCUCUUAGCUUUUACAAUGUUUGUCGAAUACUGUAUUAAUAUUGGCUAUAAAACAAAUUUAAAACAUGGUAUAGAACGUUCACACUCUUAUAGUACACAAGUAAGCGAUAAUGAAUAUGUAAAGUCUAUACUUACCCAAAUAAAGGACGAAUUAUAA